Messenger RNA from Chrysochloris asiatica (Cape golden mole), 1431 nucleotides. It is a transcript of the gene METAP2, whose product is annotated as methionyl aminopeptidase 2. The coding region runs from base 1 to 1431 and encodes 476 amino acids. Gene Ontology annotation, molecular function: metalloaminopeptidase activity. The transcript has 11 exons. The record is from RefSeq and is a predicted model, not a curated record. Lineage: Eukaryota; Metazoa; Chordata; Mammalia; Afrosoricida; Chrysochloridae. Gene Ontology annotation, biological process: proteolysis.
AUGGCGGGUGUGGCGGAGGCAGCGACCUCCGGGGGCCACCUGAAUGGCGACUUGGACCCGGACGACAGGGAGGAGGGCGCUGCCUCUAUGAAUGAGGAGGCAACGAAGAAAAAAAGACGGAAGAAGAAGAAGAGUAAAGGGUCAGCUGCAGGACAAGAAACUGAUAAAGAAUCAGGAGCCUCAGUUGAUGAGGUAGCAAGACAAUUGGAAAGACAAGCACUAGAAGAGAAAGAAAGAGAUGAUGAUGAUGAAGAUGGAGAUGGUGAUGGAGAUGGAGCAACUGGCAAGAAAAAGAAAAAGAAGAAGAAGAAGAAAGGACCAAAAGUUCAAACAGAUCCUCCCUCAGUUCCAAUAUGUGACCUGUUUCCUAACGGUGUGUUUCCCAAAGGACAAGAGUGCGAGUACCCACCUACACAAGAUGGGCGAACAGCUGCUUGGAGAACGACAAGUGAAGAAAAGAAAGCAUUAGAUCAAGCCAGUGAAGAGAUUUGGAAUGAUUUUCGAGAAGCUGCAGAAGCACAUCGACAAGUUAGAAAAUAUGUUAUGAGCUGGAUCAAGCCUGGGAUGACAAUGAUAGAAAUAUGUGAAAAGUUGGAAGACUGUUCACGCAAACUAAUCAAAGAGAAUGGCUUGAACGCAGGUCUGGCGUUUCCUACUGGGUGUUCUCUCAAUAACUGUGCGGCCCACUAUACUCCCAAUGCCGGUGACACAACAGUGUUACAGUAUGAUGACAUCUGUAAGAUAGACUUUGGAACACAUAUAAGUGGUAGGAUUAUUGAUUGUGCUUUUACAGUCACUUUUAACCCCAAAUAUGAUACAUUAUUAAAAGCUGUAAAAGAUGCCACUAAUACUGGAAUAAAGUGUGCUGGAAUUGAUGUUCGUCUGUGUGACGUUGGUGAGGCUAUACAAGAAGUUAUGGAAUCCUAUGAAGUUGAAAUAGAUGGGAAGACAUAUCAAGUGAAACCAAUCCGUAAUCUAAAUGGACAUUCAAUCGGGCCAUAUAGAAUACAUGCGGGGAAAACAGUGCCCAUUGUGAAAGGAGGGGAGGCAACAAGAAUGGAGGAAGGAGAAGUGUAUGCCAUUGAAACCUUUGGUAGCACAGGAAAAGGUGUGGUUCAUGAUGAUAUGGAAUGCUCCCAUUACAUGAAAAAUUUUGAUGUUGGACAUGUGCCAAUAAGGCUCCCAAGAACAAAACACUUGCUGAAUGUCAUUAAUGAAAACUUUGGCACCCUCGCUUUCUGCCGCAGAUGGCUGGAUCGCUUGGGAGAAAGUAAAUACUUGAUGGCUCUGAAGAAUCUGUGUGACUUGGGCAUCGUAGAUCCUUAUCCACCAUUAUGUGACAUUAAAGGAUCAUAUACAGCGCAAUUUGAACAUACCAUAUUGUUGCGUCCAACAUGUAAAGAAGUGGUCAGCAGAGGAGAUGAUUAUUAA